AUGUUUGUCCGCUCACCUCGCAGAUUUGCGAUUCUUUCCCUCGUAGCGUUUGUUUUUAUAUUAGCUGUUCUGCAGCAGAGCCCGUGGGCGAAGGAGAGGGUGUACGAGCAGGUAUCGCUGCUCAACGAGGCAUACGAAAACCACCAGGAGCCGAUACCGAACGACAGGCAGGAGCAGUCACAGGCGCAUCUUGAAGAUGCGUGGCAGCAUGCUGUACCGGCGGCGACGCCGAGUCCGAGCCCGAGCCCGAGCCCGACGGUGAAGAGCCCGUCGAGCGAGCCCGUGUCGAGUACGAAGCCGUACCCUCCGUGGGUGACUGCGCCGAGCAGGAUUGGCAACUUCAUCACCCCUUUUCUGAGGCCGACGGACAUGAAAGCCUACAUGAAGAAGAUGCUCCAAUGGGGGAGACCGACUUGGGGUGGUCACUGGCCGCCUUUCUCGGACUACGUCGGCAAGGAAUACGACCCGAACCGCUGGGAGCAAUUCGAUAUGGACUACAGCAUUUACAACGCUGGACACGACGAUCUAAAUAGCACUCUGGUCAAUAGCCCCAUCGUCUACAAGCCGUUUCCGCAAUACAACAACCCGGACUGGCGGGAGAAGUGGCACGGAGAGUACGUGCCUUGCAUUGGACCACGAGGCAUUGCGCUGAACGAGAGUGCCGACGAUGAGAUACAGGCUUACCGCGGUCUGCCACGUGGCUUCCCCAAGGCAUAUGCUGGUGGCUACGAUGUCAUCGGUCUCGAUGAGGAUGUCUGCUUCGACCGAUACUCGCGUUACGGACCGUAUGGAUAUGGCGAUGACCAGUUCCCGGAAGAAGUCAAGGACUGGAGAGCGCCCGCGACCGUUCCCGAGUGGGACCAAGUGAAGUGGGGCGAGCUGCAGGACCUCUGCCUCGAAGUCAACAAGAACCGCUUCCGACCAGAGGCGCGAUCGCCAAUCGUCAAGAUUCCGAGUACUACGUUGCCUGCUCCCGCGGUUGCAUCAUCCGCCUUUGCGAUCCCUACCGAUACAAGCCACAGUAACCUGGAGAAUCGCGGCAAGUUUGAGAAGAAGUAUCACCACCGCACAGCUAUCCUGAUCCGUGCCUGGACUGGGUAUACUUAUGAAGAUAACGAUAUCACUGCUAUUCGAGCCAUGGUCUCUGAGCUCUCGCUGCAGUCGGGAGGCGAAUACGCCGUCUUCCUGUACGUGCAUGUCAAGAACCGCGAUCUCAAGAUCUUCGAAGACCAGGAACUUUAUGAUAAAGUGCUCAGAGAAAAUGUACCUGUAGAGCUUCGCGAUAUCGCUGUUCUCUGGUCGGAAUCCAUCUUUCCCAACUGGUAUCCCAAGGUUAUGGAUUGGCAGGUAUACUGGCAGCAGUUUAUGUGCCUUCAGUGGUUCAGUCUUACACAUCCCGAGUUCGACUAUGUCUGGAACUGGGAAACAGACGCGCGUUACACAGGACACCAUUACCAUUUCUUCGAGAAGAUCAGCGAGUUCGCAGACAAGCAACCUAGGAAGCUCCUGUGGGAGCGCAACAAGCGCUAUUAUCUCCCCGACGUCCACGGUGACUACCAGUCUUUUGUCGAACAGACCCACAAAGACGUUCUCAAUGCCUCAGCCAACUCCCUCAUUCCGAGCCCGGUAUGGGGUCCCCGACCAUGGGCCCGCGCCGAUCCGCCCCAGAAGCCCCUCGGCCCAACACCACCCACAAGCUUCGAAGAUGACGAUUUCCAAUGGGGCGUAAACGAGCCCGCCGACUUCAUCACUCUGCUUCCCAUGUGGGAUCCCCGCAACACGACAUGGUCCUACAAAGACAAGAUCUGGAACUACCUGCCCAACAUCCGGCCCAUCUUCACCCCUCAAGACGGCCAGGCGGACUGGUUCACGCACCCGGACUUCGAGCAGCUCGACCGCCGCGUCUUCAUCAACACGGUCGUCCGCUUCUCGAAACGCAUGCUCCAGGCCAUGCACGAGGAAAAUCUCGUCGGGCGGAGCAUGCAGGCGGAAAUGUGGCCGAGUACUGUCGCGCUGCAGCACGGACUCAAAGCCGUCUACGCACCACACCCAAUCUUCAACGACCGCCACUGGCCUGCGGCGUACACAGAGGCCAUCUUCGACACGUCGUCCUCAGUCAACGAGCUCGGCGGGCCCGUCGAAUCGCGGCAGGGCGCGUGGUGCGAGGAAGCCGAUAGCCCCUACAACCACGACCGCGAGUUCAACUUCCAGGGCUGGAGCUGGUACUACGCCAGCCGCUUCCCGCGCAACCUGUACAGGCGCUGGCUCAACUGGCCGAUUCGCAAACAGCGCUGGGGCGAGGAGGAGCACACGGAUGGCGGGCCCGGCAGCGAUGGCGGGCUCGAGGAGAAGAGGAUGUGUUUGCCGGGCAUCCUGCUGCAUCCGGUCAAGAAGAUGAAGAGGGAUCUGGUCAAGCUCUGA
Messenger RNA from Didymella exigua CBS 183.55, 2421 nucleotides. RefSeq lists its product as uncharacterized. The record is from RefSeq and is a predicted model, not a curated record. NCBI's taxonomy places the organism in Eukaryota, Fungi, Ascomycota, Dothideomycetes, Pleosporales, Didymellaceae. The coding region runs from base 1 to 2421 and encodes 806 amino acids. The transcript has a single exon.